This is a messenger RNA of Drosophila navojoa, 1791 nucleotides long. RefSeq names its product pre-mRNA processing factor 19 (gene Prp19). NCBI's taxonomy places the organism in Eukaryota, Metazoa, Arthropoda, Insecta, Diptera, Drosophilidae. Gene Ontology annotation, cellular component: Prp19 complex; U2-type catalytic step 1 spliceosome; cytoplasm. The record is from RefSeq and is a predicted model, not a curated record. Gene Ontology annotation, molecular function: ubiquitin protein ligase activity; protein binding. Gene Ontology annotation, biological process: mRNA splicing, via spliceosome; protein ubiquitination; DNA repair.
UUAUAGAAGAAGCUUCAAUUGCCGACAAUUUUUGCGCUUGUUUCGAUUGGAAAACGUGUGUAAAAGUUGUAAUACAUAUUUUAAGCAGACGAAAACGUUUAAAUAUUUGUCGCGAUGGCUUUGGUUUGUGCACUUACAAACGAGGUACCCGAAACGCCUGUAAUCUCGCCGCACUCGGGCGCCGUUUUCGAAAGACGCGUCAUUGAGAAGUAUAUCCUGGAGAACGGCUGCGAUCCCAUCAAUGGCAAGGAAUUGAAGCAGGAGGAACUCAUUGAAAUCAAGACCCCAGCCGUCGUAAAGCCAAAGCCGCCAAGUGCUACGAGUAUACCGGCAACGCUGAAAACCAUGCAGGAUGAGUGGGAUGCACUGAUGAUACACUCAUUCACACAGCGCCAGCAGUUGCAGACGACACGCCAGGAGCUCUCACAUGCGCUAUAUCAGCAUGAUGCCGCCUGUCGUGUUAUUGCGCGCCUUAAAAAGGAGCUAACUGCAGCGCGCGAGGCUCUGGCCACUCUGAAACCUCAAGCUGGCAUUGUGAAUGCUCCAUCGAUGAUUUCGGAACCAGCACUGGCUGCCGAAGCUGGUGCUGGCGGUGCUCAUCAAAUGGAGCAGGCCGGCAUGAGUGCCGAGGUCAUACAGAAACUGCAGGACAAGGCUACAGUGUUGACACAGGAGCGCAAGAAGCGUGGACGCACUGUGCCCGAGGAGCUCGUAACACCGGAUCAAGUGAAGAACUUCCUGACCGUUGCGUCGCAUCCUGGCCUACACUCGGCUUCAGUGCCUGGUAUACUGGCUCUGGACAUCAACAGCGCUGACCACAGCAAGAUUUUGACUGGCGGCAAUGAUAAGAAUGCCACCGUGUUCAACAAGGACACGGAACAAGUUGUGGCUAUACUGAAGGGUCAUACCAAAAAGAUCACCAAGGUCAUCUACCAUCCGAAUGAGGAUACUGUCAUCACCGGCUCACCAGACAUGAACAUACGCAUUUGGCAUGUUCCCACCUCGCAGACGCAGCUCCUGUUGCGCUGCCAUGAGGGACCCGUCACUGGCCUCUCGCUGCAUCCCACUGGCGACUACUUGCUGUCCACCUCGUCGGACAAGCACUGGGCCUUCUCAGACAUACGCACUGGACGCCUCCUCACGAAGGUCAUCGACACGGCCGAGGUGGGCCUGACCACGGCUCAAUUUCAUCCUGAUGGCUUGAUCUUUGGCACAGGCACCGUCGACUCGCAAGUGAAAAUCUGGGAUCUGAAGGAGCAAAGCAAUGUAGCCAACUUUCCUGGCCAUACCGGACCCAUCUCUGGUAUAUCCUUCUCGGAGAACGGUUACUAUCUGGCCACAGCUGCUGACGAUGCUUGCGUGAAGCUCUGGGAUUUGCGUAAACUAAAGAACUUCAAGACCAUACAACUGGACGAUGGCUAUGAGGUUAAGGACCUGUGCUUCGAUCAAAGCGGCACAUAUCUAGCCAUUGCCGGCACGGAUGUUAGGGUUUACUUGUGCAAACAGUGGCAGGAUCUGAAGGUAUUCAAUGACCAUACGGCCCUCGCAACCGGCGUAAGAUUUGGCAGACAUGCGCAAUAUAUUGCCUCCACCAGCAUGGAUCGUACUUUGAAGUUAUAUGCCAUCGAAUAAUCAAGUUGGGCUAUUUAACUUAUAGACAUCGGAGCUCAACAUAGCCAUAAGUGCAACAUUUAUAUAAAUCUAAUUGUAUACAUAUUUAACUAUUUCCUUUUGUGCGUAAACUUCAAUUUCUGCGUAAAUAAACCAGACUUCUUUAUUUCCGAUCCAAAA